AACAUGUCUUCACUUUUUCUUUGGAGUUUGGUUAUUUUAUUGACAUUUGCUGAAUCAGAUGGUGAAGCUGGAAGACUUGAGUUGCAGAGACAAAAAAGAAAUACUGACCUCCAACAGCCUCGGAUGGCUUCAGAGAGAGGAAAUUUAGUGUUUCUCACUGGGUCUGCUCAAAACAUUGAAUUUAGAACUGGAUCCCUGGGAAAAAUUAAAUUAAAUGACGAAGACUUUGAUGAAUGCUUACAUCAGAUCCAGAAAAACAAAGAUGAUAUUACAGAUUUAAAAAGGAGUGCAGUCGGUCUGCCGCAAAAUAUUUCUAGUGAAAUCCAUCAGCUUAAUUCCAAGUUUGUGGAUCUUGAGAGAAAGUUUCAAAGCUUACAGCAGACAGUGGACAAAAAGGUGUGUAGCAGCAAUCCCUGCCAAAACGGUGGAACCUGUCUCAAUCUUCAUGACUCCUUCUUUUGUAUCUGUCCCUCACAGUGGAAGGGUCCUCUGUGCUCAGUGGAUGUCAAUGAAUGUGCGAUUUACUCAGGAACACCCUUCGGCUGCCAGAAUGGAGCCACGUGCAUAAAUACAGCAGGAAGUUACAGCUGUCAGUGCUCACCUGAGACCCACGGCCCCCAGUGUGAAUCCAAAUACAACGACUGUGAAGGCGGCUCCAAGGCGCUCUGUGUCCAUGGCAUCUGUGAGGACCUGGUCCGCGUGCAGGCAGGAGAGCCCAAGUACAGCUGCAUCUGUGAUGCUGGGUGGACGUCCCUGCACGACGACAGCUCGCCCUGCACGCUGGACAGAAACGAGUGCAGCCUCCAGCCUGGGCCUUGUUCUACGCUUGUGCAGUGUUUCAACACUCCAGGCUCCUUCUAUUGUGGGGCCUGUCCCACAGGCUGGCAAGGAAAUGGAUACGAAUGCAAAGAUAUCAAUGAAUGUGAGAUGAAUAACGGUGGUUGUUCUGUGGCUCCACCUGUUGAGUGUGUGAAUACACCUGGGUCUUACCACUGCCAGACCUGUCCACCAGGGUACCAGGGCGAUGGAAGAGUGUGCACCCUUAUAGACGUCUGCUCCGUCAAUAACGGAGGCUGCCACCCACACGCGUCAUGCUCCUCGGGUCCAGCUUCCUUACCUCUCUGCACCUGUCUCCCGGGAUAUACUGGAAAUGGCUAUGGCCCAAAUGGAUGUGUGCAACUCAGCAACAUUUGCCUGAGUCGCCCCUGUUUAAACGGACAAUGCAUCGAAACAGUCUCUGGUUAUCUUUGUAAGUGUGAAUCAGGUUGGGCUGGUAUCAACUGCACAGAAAAUAUCAAUGAAUGCCUGAGCAACCCCUGUUUGAAUGGAGGAACUUGUGUUGAUGGCAUUAAUGCUUUCAGUUGUGAAUGCACACGUUUCUGGACUGGAUCUCUCUGUCAGAUUCCCCAGCAAGUUUGUGGAGGGUCCCUCUCAGGGAUGAAUGGCAGCUUUAGCUACCAGAGCCCUAGUGUUGGUUAUGUUCAUGAUGUUAACUGCUUCUGGGUUAUCCGAACUGAAGAAGGAAAGGUGCUGCGUAUCACUUUCACAUUUUUCCAGUUAGAAUCAGUGAACAAUUGUCCACAUGAGUUUCUUCAAAUUCAUGAUGGAGAUUCCUCUGCAGCAUUUCAACUUGGAAGGUUCUGUGGCUCCAGACUCCCUCAAGAACUCCUCAGUAGUGACAAUGCUCUCUAUUUUCAUUUCUAUUCUGACCAUUUAAGAAAUGAGAGAGGCUUUACAAUAAGAUGGGAAACACAGCAACCAGAGUGUGGAGGUAUACUGACAGACACUUAUGGUUCUAUUAAGUCUCCCGGAUAUCCUGGAAACUAUCCCCCAGGAAGAGAUUGUGUCUGGAGAGUUUUAACCAGUCCUGGCCUUCUGAUAACAUUUACCUUUGGGACCUUGAGUCUGGAGCAUCAUGAGGAUUGCAGCAAAGAUUAUCUUGAGAUUCGAGAUGGUCUUUUGACUCAGGAUCCUGUGCUUGGGAAAUUCUGCACCACUCUCUCUGCCCCACCACUCCAGACUACAGGUCCCUUUGCCAGAAUUCAUUUUCAUUCUGACAACGAGAUUAAUGACCGAGGCUUCCAUAUCACCUACUUCACCUCACCUUCGGAUCUGCCUUGCGGAGGGAACUACACAGACCCAGAGGGUCUUCUCUCUGCGGACUUGUCUGGACCUUUCACUCACAACAAACAAUGCAUCUAUAUCAUAAAGCAGCCCGUGGGAGAGCGAAUAGAGGUCACCUUCACCCACGUGGAGCUGGAAGGUCAGAGUGGCUGUUCUCAGAGUUACAUCGAGGUUCGAGAUGAUACAACCUUACUUGGAAAAGUCUGUGGCAAUGAAACUCUCUCUAAUAUUAAAUCCAUUACCAAUAGUAUUUGGAUCAGGCUUACAAUGGAUGCUUCUGUUGUAAGAGCUAGUUUCACAGCUGAUUAUCAAGUCGCUUGUGGAGGUGACUUAACUGGAGAAGGGGUCAUUCGUUCCCCCUUUUAUCCUAACGUGUAUCCAGGAGAAAGGACCUGCAGGUGGACUAUCCACCAGCCCCAAAGCCAAGUAGUUCUUCUCAACUUCACUGCCUUUGAAAUUGGAAGUUCUGUCCACUGUGAUACAGAUUAUAUUGAGGUUGGUAGCAGUUCCAUUUUGGGUUCUAUUGAAAAUAAAAAAUAUUGUGGCACAGACAUACCUUCAUUUAUAACAUCUGUGUACAAUUUUCUUCAUGUCAUAUUUGUGAAAAGUUCCUCCACUGAAAAUCGUGGUUUCAUGGCGAAGUUCAGUACUGCAGAUUUGGCAUGUGGAAAAAGUCUUACAGAACCCACAGGAAUCAUUCAAAGUCCUGGCCAUCCAAAUAUCUACCCCCAUGGUGUUAACUGUACCUGGCAUAUAUUAGUGCAACCUGGCUUCCUGAUUAAGUUGAUAUUCAGGAGAUUUCAUCUGGAGUUUCAUUACAAUUGCACAAGUGACUAUCUGGACAUUUAUGACACUGGUUCUGAGACAUUUCUUGGGAGGUAUUGUGGGAAAUCAAUCCCGCCUUCUCUUACCAGUAGUAGCAACUCAUUAAUGCUUGUGUUUGUGGCUGACUCUGACCUCGCUUAUGAAGGCUUUUUAAUAGACUACGAAGCAACAAAUGCAUCGGCAGUAUGCUUAAUAGACUAUACAGAAUUAUCUGGGACCUUCACUUCUCCAAACUACCCCAAUAAUUACCCCGACAAUUGGAAUUGCAUUUAUCGGAUCACGGUAGGAACCAGCCAACAGAUUGCACUGCACUUCACAAAUUUCUCCUUGGAGGAGGCCUUUGGUGGAAAAUGUAUGGAUUUUGUGGCCAUCAAAGAUGGAGGUUAUGAAACUUCACCAUCUCUGGGAGAAUACUGUGGCUCAACUCUACCUCCAAGAAUCAUCUCUCACAGUAACAAACUGUGGUUACAAUUUAAAAGUGACUCUUUGGAGUCAAGGUCUGGAUUCUCAGCUUACUGGGAUGGAUCAUUAACAGGUUGUGGGGGCAAUCUCACCACUUCCACUGGCACGUUCACGUCUCCCAACUACCCCAUGCCCUACUACCACAGUUCUGAGUGUUAUUGGUGGCUGAAAUCCAGCCAGGGCAGCCCGUUUGAACUGGAAUUUGAAGAUUUUCACUUGGAGCAUCACCCAAACUGCACUUUAGAUUAUCUGGCUGUAUAUGAUGGCCCGAGCACCAGUUCUCACCUGCUAACUCAGCUUUGUGGGAGUGAGAAACCGCCUCUCAUUCGUUCGAGUGGAGACAGCAUGCUUUUAAAACUGCGGACAGAUGAAGGUCAACAAGGAAGUGGCUUCCUGGCCAAAUACCAGCAGACGUGUAAGAACGUGAUGAUUGUGAAUCAAACCUAUGGCAUCUUAGAGAGUAUCCAUUAUCCAAGUCCCUAUUCUGUCAAUCAGCGUUGCAACUGGACCAUCCAAGCGACAACUGGCAACACUGUGAAUUACACAUUUUUAGGCUUUGAAUUGGAACUUCACAUAAACUGCUCCACAGACUACUUAGAGCUCUAUGACGGCCCACAGAGGAUGGGACGCUACUGUGGAACUGACAUGCCGCCUUCGGGGACUACCACAGGCUCCAUUCUUCAAGUGCUGUUCUAUACCGAUGGGACCGGGCACGGCGAGAAAGGAUUCCAGAUGCAGUGGUCCAUUCACGGUUGUGGUGCGGAGUUGUCUGGGGCCACUGGCUCCUUCAGCAGCCCCGGAUACCCCAACCCGUACCCCCCCAACAAAGAGUGUAUCUGGUACAUUCGCACAGCCCCUGGGAGCAGCGUUCAGCUCACCAUCCACGACUUUGACGUGGAGUAUCACGAAAGCUGCAAGUUUGACGUCCUGGAGAUCUAUGGAGGCCCUGAUUUCCACUCACCCAGAAUAGCCCAGUUGUGUGUCCAGAGAUCAUCUGAGAAUCCCAUGCGGGUCUCCAGCACUGGAAAUGAGCUAGCCAUCCGAUUUCAGACCGACAACCUCAUAAACGGGAGAGGCUUCAAUAUCUCAUGGCAAGAAGUCCCUGGAGGUUGUGGUGGGAUUUUCCAGGCUCCCAGUGGAGAGAUUCAUUCUCCGAAUUACCCCAGUCCUUAUAGGAGUAACACUGAGUGUUCCUGGGUCAUUCAAGUUGAAAGACAUCACCGUGUUCUCUUGAACUUCACUGACUUUGACCUUGAAGCUCAGGACUCUUGUAUUGUGGCAUAUGAUGGUCUAAGCUCCACCACUGCCCGCCUUGCUGGUGUGUGUGGAAGACAGCAGCUCACUAACCCAGUCAUCUCUUCAGGAAACAGCCUCUUUGUGAGGUUUCAGUCUGGCCCUUCCAGACAGAACCGGGGCUUCCGAGCUCGUUUCAGGCAAGCCUGUGGAGGCUACAUCCUCACCAACUCAUUUGAUACGAUAUCCUCUCCAUUGUUCCCUGCCAAGUAUCCAAACAAUCAGAACUGCAGCUGGAUAAUUCAAGCUCAACCUCCAUUCAAUCAUAUUACCCUCUCCUUCACCCACUUUGGACUUGAAAGCAGCACAAUGUGUACCCGAGACUUCUUAGAAAUUUUGGAUGGUGGUUAUGAUGACGCGCCCCUCCGAGGCCGCUAUUGUGGCGCCACCAUGCCCCAUCCCGUCACUUCCUUCAGCAAUGCUCUGACGCUGAGGUUCAUCUCUGAUUCUAGUGUGAGUUUUGAUGGUUUCCGUGCUACCUAUGCCGCAUCAUCCUCAGCUUGUGGUGGAAACUUCCACAUGACUGAAGGCGUCUUCAACAGCCCUGGCUACCCGGAAGUUUAUCCUUCUAACGUGGAAUGUGUCUGGAACAUUGUCAGUUCCCCUGGCAACCGGCUCCAGCUGUCUUUUAUAAACUUCCAAUUGGAGGAGUCUCAGGACUGUAGCAGAUUUGUAGAGAUCCGGGAAGGAAACGCUACUGGUCACUUGGUGGGACGAUACUGUGGAAAUGUCCUCCCCGUCAAUUAUUCAUCCAUUGUUGGGCAUAGCCUGUGGAUUAGAUUUGUCUCAGAUGGCUCCAGCAGUGGCACAGGCUUCCAGGCCACAUUUACUAACGUCUUUGGCAAUGAUAAUAUUGUGGGAACUCAUGGGAAAAUUGCCUCUCCCUUAUGGCCUGGAAAUUACCCCCACAACUCUGAUUACCAGUGGAUAGUGAAUGUGAAUGCCUCUCAAGUUGUCCAUGGUAGAAUCCUGGAGCUAGACAUUGAAUCGGCAGAAGACUGCUAUUAUGACAAAUUAAGGAUUUAUGAUGGGCUUGGAAUUCAUUCCCGUCUGAUUGGAACUUACUGUGGUACCCAGAUUGAAUCUUUUAGCUCCACUAGAAAUUCUUUGACAUUUCGGUUUUCUUCUGACUAUUCAGUCUCAGGGAAAGGAUUCCUUCUGGAGUGGUUUGCAAUGAAUGCCUCUGUUGGACCUUUACCUACCAUUGCUCCAGGUGCGUGCGGUGGGUUCCUGAGGACGGGAGAGGCGCCACUCUUCCUUUUCUCUCCCGGCUGGCCCGACAGCUAUGGUAACAGGGCUGACUGUAUGUGGCUUAUCCAGGCUCCUGAUUCCACGGUGGAACUCAACAUCCUCUCCAUGGACAUCGAAGCUCACAGGACAUGCAACUAUGAUAAACUUGUGAUACGAGAUGGAGACAAUAACUUGGCCCAGCAGCUAGCAGUUCUCUGUGGCAGAGAGAUCCCUGGACCCAUCCGUUCUACUGGAGAGUACAUGUUCAUCCAUUUCACCUCGGACUUCAGCAUAACCAGAGCGGGCUUUAACGCAUCCUUUCACAAGAGUUGUGGUGGAUAUCUGCAUGCAGACAGAGGGAUAAUCACGUCACCCAACUAUCCAGAGACCUACCCUUCCAACCUCAACUGCUCUUGGCACGUCCUGGUUCAGAGAGGUCUGACCAUUGCCGUCCAUUUUGAACAGCCCUUCCAGAUUCCAAACAGUGACUCUUCUUGUAACCAGGGUGAUUACUUGGUGCUCAAAAACGGACCUGAUAUCUAUUCUCCACCCUUGGGACCUCAUGGAGGAAGUGGUCAUUUCUGUGGCAGCCGUCCUUCAUCCACUCUGUUCACCUCAGAUAAUCAAAUGCUUGUUCAGUUUAUUUCUGAUAAUAGUAACGGAGGGCAAGGAUUUAAGAUCAAAUACGAGGCAAAGAGUUUAGCCUGUGGGGGCAACAUCUACAUCCAUGAUGCGGAUUCUGCUGGAUACGUGACCUCCCCCAACCACCCUGACAAUUAUCCCCAGCACGCUGAUUGCGUCUGGCUCAUAGCUGCUCCUCCCGGAAAGCUCGUAAGGCUGCAGUUUGAAGAUCGAUUCAGUAUUGAAGUCACACCCAACUGUACAUCUAAUUAUCUUGAGUUGCGAGACGGAGCUGAUUCAAAUGCACCAGUGAUUUCCAAGUUUUGUGGGACAUCUUUGCCUAGCAGUCAGCUGUCCUCAGGAGAGAUGAUAUAUUUGAGAUUCCGGUCUGACAACAGCUCCACUCAUGUGGGAUUCAAGGCCAAAUAUUCUAUAGCCCGGUGUGGGGGCAGAGUGACAGGGCAAAGUGGUGUCAUCGAAAGCAUCGGCUAUCCAACACUUCCAUAUAUAGAUGAUUUAUUCUGUGAGUGGCAUCUCCAGGGUCCCUUAGGACACUAUCUCACCAUCCAUUUUGAAGACUUUAACCUUCAGAAUUCCUCUGGUUGUGAAAAAGACUUUGUGGAGAUCUGGGAAAACCACGCCUCUGGAAAUUUACUCGGCAGAUACUGUGGAAACACCAUUCCUGACAGCGUAGACACUUCUAGCAAUGUAGCUUUGGUCAGGUUUGUCACAGAUGGAUCUCUUACUGCCUCAGGAUUCAGACUACGGUUUGAAUCCAGCUUGGAAGAGUGUGGUGGGGAUCUCCAGGGCCCCAUUGGAAUAUUUACAUCUCCCAACUACCCGAACCCAAAUCCUCAUGGCCGGAUCUGUGUGUGGAGAAUCACCGUGCAGGAAGGAAGACGGGUCACACUAACUUUUAACAACCUGAGGCUGGAAGCUCAUCCAUCCUGCACCAGUGAGCAUGUGACAGUACUCAAUGGCCUCAGAAGUAACUCACCCCAGCUUGCGAAGCUGUGUAGCAGUGUGAAUGGAAGCAAUGAGAUCAAAUCUUCAGGAAAUACCAUGGAAGUCAUUUAUUUCACUGAUGGAUCCAGGCCAUAUGGAGGCUUCACUGCUUCCUACACAUCCAGUGAAGAUGCAGUGUGUGGCGGGUCCCUAACAAAUUCCCCUGAAGGAAACUUUACUUCUCCUGGCUAUAAUGGAGUCAGUAAUUACUCAAGAAAUCUAAACUGUGAAUGGACUCUCAGCAAUCCAAAUGAGGGAAAUUCAUCCAUUUACAUUCAUUUUGAGGCUUUUCACCUAGAAAGUCACCAAGACUGUCAAUUUGAUGUCCUAGAGUUCCGAGUGGGUAAUGCUGAUGGACCUCUGAUAUGGAGAUUGUGUGGACCUUCAACUCCUGCAAUGCCGCUGGUUAUCCCUUAUUCUCAGGUAUGGAUACACUUUGUCACCAACGAACAUGUGGAACACGUUGGAUUCCAUGCAGAGUAUUCCUUUACAGACUGUGGUGGCAUACAGAUGGGUGAGAGUGGAGUCAUCGCAAGUCCGAACUAUCCAGCCUCUUAUGACAGCUUGACCCACUGUUCUUGGUUGUUGGAAGCGCCACAAGGACACACCAUCACCCUUACAUUUAGUGACUUUGAUAUUGAAGCCCAUUCAACUUGUGCUUGGGACUCUGUCACUGUCAGGAAUGGUGGUUCUCCUGGAUCGUCCAUAAUAGGACAAUACUGUGGAAGUUCAAACCCAAGGCCAAUACAGUCUGGUUCUAACCAGCUGGUGGUGAUUUUUAACUCAGACCAUUCGGUGCAAAGUGGUGGAUUUUAUGCUACGUGGAACACACAAACUUUAGGCUGUGGUGGAAUACUUCACUCAGAUAAUGGUACAAUCAGAUCCCCUCACUGGCCUCAGAAUUUUCCCGAAAACAGCCGAUGUUCCUGGACAGUCAUUACUCAUGAAAGUAAUCACCUGGAGAUCAGCUUUGACAACCACUUCCGAAUCCCCAGUGGUGAUGGACAGUGUCAGAACAGCUUUGUGAAGGUGUGGGCCGGCACUGAGGAGGCGGACAAAGCCCUGUUAGCCACCGGCUGUGGGAACGUGGCUCCCAGCACCGUCCUCACACCAAGAAAUGCAUUCACGGCCGUGUUCCAGUCUCAGGAGGCCCCAGCUCAGGGCUUCUCUGCAUCCUUUGUAAGCCGAUGUGGAAGUAAUUUCACUCAACCUUCAGGUUACAUUGUUUCUCCAAACUACCCAAAGCAAUACGAUAACAACAUGAACUGCACCUACAUCAUAGAGGCUAAUCCUCUGUCUGUGGUCCUCUUGCUGUUUGUAUCUUUCCAUUUGGAAGCUCGCUCAGCAGUCACGGGAAGCUGUGAUAACGAUGGUGUGCACAUCAUCAGGGGUCGCAGCGUAGCUUCCACGCCUUUGGCCACCGUGUGUGGUGAUGAGAUCCUGUCCCCGGUCACCACCUCCGGUCCAGUGCUGCUUAAUUUCUACUCUAACUCACACACCACCGAUUUUGGAUUCAAGUUUUCCUAUAGGAUCACCUCCUGUGGGGGUGUGUUCAACUUCUCCACUGGGAUCAUCACAAGCCCUGCCUAUUCGUACUCAGACUACCCCAGCGAUAUAUACUGUUUGUAUAACAUCACCGUGGCAGACAACAAAGUGAUUCUGCUCAAGUUUAUUGAUUUUGAUGUGGUCCCUUCCACCUUCUGUUCCCAAGACUACCUGGCAAUUUAUGAUGGUUCUACCAUCAGUGAUCCCCUUCUUGGCAAAUUCUGUGACUCCAAUCUUCCACCAAAUGUGAGAAGCAACAGGAAUAGCAUGGUCCUGGCAUUCAAGACAGAUGCAUCUCAAACAGCAAGAGGUUGGAAGGUGUCUUUCCGGCAGACAUUGGGACCUCAGCAAGGAUGUGGUGGCUCUCUGACCGGUUCAAAUGAUACCUUUGCCUCUCCUGACGCUGAUUCAAAUGGCAGAUACGACAAGAAUUUAAACUGCGUGUGGUUCAUAGUUGCCCCUAUAAACAAACUAAUCAAACUCACCUUCAAUACAUUUGCUCUGGAGUCAGCAUCUGUUUUGGGAAGAUGCAUCUAUGAUUAUGUGAAGUUGUAUGAUGGGGAUAGUGAAAGCGCCAACUUGGCUGGAACGUUUUGUGGUUCCACUGUACCUGCUCCCUUUGUCUCUUCUAGUAACUUCCUGACAGUUCAAUUUGUCAGUGACGUAACUUUAGAAAGGGAAGGAUUUAAUGCUACAUAUACCAUCAUCAACAUGACUUGUGGUGGAACAUAUAAUGCAACUCGGACCCCACAAAAUAUGUCAUCACCCAAUUCAUCAGAUCCGGAUGUCCCGUUUUCCACCUGUACUUGGAUCUUUGAAGCUCCCCGACAUCAGCAGGUUGAGAUAACUGUGUGGAAACUACAGCUGCCCCCGCAAGAUUGCCACCAGAAUUACUUAGAGUUUCAGGACGCACCACAGAAUAAUGGAAAUCCAGGAAUUCACUUCUGUGGCAGAAAUGCUUCAGCUGUGCCAACGUUGUAUUCUUCUACAAGCACCGCAGUUGUCAUUUUCAAGUCAGAAGUCUUUAAUGAAAACACUGCAGUGGGUUUUACCUAUCAGAUUGCAGGUUGCGACAGGCAAUACAACAAGGCGUUUGGCAACCUGAAGAGUCCUGGGUGGCCAGAUAAUUACGACAAUAACGUGGACUGCGCCGUUACCCUCACAGCUCCACAGAACCACACUAUUUCUCUCUUCUUCCAUUCAUUUGGCAUCGAGGACUCAAGCGAAUGCAGACAUGAUUUCUUGGAGGUCAGAAAUGGAAGUGAUAGCAGCUCACCAUUACUUGGCACGUAUUGUGGAACUCUGUUGCCAGAUCCUAUCUUCUCUCAAAAUAAUGAACUAUACCUACGAUUUAAGAGUGAUGGUGCAACUUCCAACCGUGGAUAUGAAAUUAUCUGGACUUCAUCACCCUCCGGCUGUGGUGGAACUCUUUACGGAGAGAGCGGCUCCUUCACCAGCCCUGGCUAUCCGGGCACUUACCCGAACCACACUCACUGCGAAUGGACCAUCAUUGCUCCUGCUGGAAGGCUUAUCACCGUCAGCUUUUACUUUAUCAGCAUUGACGACCCUGGAGACUGUGUCCAGAAUUAUCUCAUCCUCCAUGAUGGACCAAAUGUUAAUUACCCAUCCUCUGGACCAUAUUGCGGCGCAGACACUAACAUAGCUGCCUUUGUGGCCUCCUCGAAUCGGGUCUUCAUAGAAUUUCAUGCAGAAUAUGCAGUGCGUCCAUCAGCAAUCCGGUUAACUUGGGACAGCUAAACGCGCAUGUGUGUGUUCUCUCUGCCCUCUGGCCAUCAGACCUCAUGCGGGACAGAAUUCUGCCAUCCUGAUCCGUGACCCUGCGUGUGCCACUGAGAAUAAUUUGAACUUUUAUGGUUUUCACCAAAGGAUGUACAGAAUCAAUAUUUGUACAUUUUUUUUUAAUGUAGAAUGUAGCUUCUUUAGUCCUGGCUGCCACGUCAUCCUUCUAACACUGAGCUGAAAUUUUCUAAAAUUCCAUAAAGAGUUGGAAAUGAUUGUGACUUAUGUGCUGUACAUUUUCAAAAGUUGAUGAUAAAAUAGAAGUAUGAUUUUCACUGUGAAUGUAAAAUUAGGGGUAAUAAACACUAUUGAA
Rhinolophus ferrumequinum (greater horseshoe bat) is the source of this 11218-nucleotide messenger RNA. RefSeq names its product cubilin (gene CUBN). Gene Ontology annotation, molecular function: calcium ion binding. The record is from RefSeq and is a predicted model, not a curated record. NCBI's taxonomy places the organism in Eukaryota, Metazoa, Chordata, Mammalia, Chiroptera, Rhinolophidae.